Molecule: messenger RNA, 810 nt
Organism: Fusarium redolens
Lineage: Eukaryota; Fungi; Ascomycota; Sordariomycetes; Hypocreales; Nectriaceae
Product: Endoribonuclease L-PSP/chorismate mutase-like protein
Exons: 3
Coding region: 31-543 (170 amino acids)
Cellular component (GO): cytosol; mitochondrion
Molecular function (GO): deaminase activity
Source: RefSeq, a predicted model, not a curated record
CAAGCACAAAGUUUAUUUUCGAUUGACAUCAUGAUAUUGGCUACGCGUCGUAUUGCUCCUGUCGUGUCCACCCUACGACCAGCAGCGCAUAUACCUCAAACCAACAUACAACCAAGAACUAUCAACUACGUACAUACUCGCACAUUCUCGGCCUCGAUUUCGUCUUACGCAACUAUGGAGCACGUAUUCUCUCCCAAGGCAGUCGCUCCUAUUGGUCCAUACACCCAAGCCAUCAAAGCAAACGACAUGGUCUUCCUCUCGGGCCAAAUCCCCGCCGACUCGCAGGCUAAGCUCAUAGAAGGAACUAUUGCUGAAAAGACGCACAAGAUGUGUCAGAACGCAAAGGCUGUUCUAGAGGCAGCAGGCUCCAGCCUAGAUAAGGCUGUUAGGGUAACAGUUUACUUUCAAAAUAUGGAUGACAUGAAGGAAAUGAACGAGGUUUAUGCUGAGUAUUUUCCACACAAGCCUGCUCGAAGUGCUUGUGAAUCCCCGAGACUCCCUGCUGGUGCGAGCAUGGAGAUGGAUAUUAUUGCGCUGCAAUAGAUUUUCCAAUAUCCAAUAGCAUUGAUUAUUCCUAAACAGUCUGACAUGAACUCUUUAUUGAUCCUUAUUAUUAUCCCAAAUUGGGCAUUUACUAUUCCUCUGUUUGGCCAUCUUCUUCUUCCUCAUUUCCAAACUCAUCAUCUGACGAUAAAUAAACCUUAUUAAACCUCACAUAGUGAAACCAGCUCUAGGGCCAUAGAAGCCUGUCAGCAGGAUCAGGCCAGCAGCCUUCAUCACGUUGGAUUGUAUUCUGAGCAGUACCUCGCG